This is a messenger RNA of Plasmodium gaboni, 4908 nucleotides long. RefSeq names its product putative DNA repair protein rhp16. Gene Ontology annotation, molecular function: zinc ion binding; ATP-dependent chromatin remodeler activity; DNA binding. NCBI's taxonomy places the organism in Eukaryota, Apicomplexa, Aconoidasida, Haemosporida, Plasmodiidae. The record is from RefSeq and is a predicted model, not a curated record. Bases 1 to 4908 code for a protein of 1635 amino acids. The transcript has 2 exons.
AUGGCAAAAAAAUUUGAUCAAUUAUUUUCAAAGAAGGAAAGAUAUUUAAAAGAAAUAUUAGAAAGUAAUUGUAUAUAUGUAAAAGAUUUAAAUCAUUGGGUUGGUACUAAUUAUAUAGCUCGACUGAAAUUAAAAAAAGAGCUAUUAAAAGUAACCCCCAAAUUGUUAAUAAACAAAACACGUUCAAAAGCUAGCCGAUGUAGGGUGUGCGGUUUCGCUAUUGAAAAAGACAAGCUACGAAUUGGAUAUCCUACAAAAGAUCCGAGAGGUGAUUACGGUUAUAUAAGUUGUUGGGUUCAUAUUGAAUGUAGUAAAAAAAUAUUGUAUUCAUGUUUAUAUUUUAAAGAGAAUGAGAAUAUAUUAAAGGGAUAUUUACAUGAUUAUAAGAAUAAUAAUGAUUAUGAAGAAAAUUAUAAUAAAUAUGAAAUAUAUAUUUAUAAUAAUUUACAAUGGGAUCUUUUUUUUGGGGGUAUAGAAAAUAUAAAUGAAGAGGAGCUAUGUAAAUUAAAAGAGAUUUCAAGACCAUAUGAAUUAAAAAAAAAUGAUUUAAAAUGUAGUAGUAGUUUUGAAAUGUUAAUAAAUGAAGAAAAUGAAAAAAUAAAUUCAUUAAAUUAUUUAAAUAUAGAAAAGAAAAUAACAAAUUAUAAAUUUAGUGUACCUAAAGAAUUAAAAUAUGAUUUAUUAGAAUAUCAGAAAGAAGGAAUUUCUUGGAUGAUAAAUCAAGAAAAGUCUAAUGUCAAAGGAGGAAUAUUAGCUGAUGAAAUGGGCAUGGGUAAAACCAUACAAGCCAUUACAUUGAUAUUAUGUCAAAAAUUGAAUAUUUUAAAUGAAAAAAAAGUAGAGCCACAAAAUAAUGUUAACGUGGAAUAUGAUCAUAAAAAGGAGGAGGAAGAAACCAUGAUAAUGAUGAAGGAAGAACAUCAGAAGAUCAAUCCUAUGUUACAUUGUGAUAUUUAUAAAGAUGAUGUGACAUCCUUUAAAGAAACAGAUAUAGAAUAUAAAAAAUCUGUUAAAGGAUUAGAUAUAAAAAAAUCAACUACUUAUAAUAGUAACAAUAGAUCAUACUGUAAUAAUUCCAGUUCCAAUGAUUUGAAAAUAAAAGAAGAAUCAGAGUGUUGUAGUGUUAUAUUAAUAGAAAGUGAUGAAACACAAAAUGAAAAAAUUAAUGAUAAAAAAAAUGUUAUAGAAGUAAAUGAUUUAGUAGCUCAAAAUGUAUUAAAUGAGAAAAAAAUAAAGAAUAUAAAAAGAGAGUCUGUUCAUAAAAAUAAUAAUAUAUUAAGUUGUAAUAAAAAAAAUGAUUUUGUUAAUAAGCUUCAAGGGCAAACAUUAAUAAUUGCACCUGUAGCUGCUGUUAUGCAAUGGAAAUCUGAAAUAGAAAAAUUUAUUGAUGCGAAUAUUUUAAGUGUUUAUGUUUAUCAUGGUAAUUCAAAAAUGAUAAGUCAUGAAGAAUUAAUAAAAUAUGAUAUUGUUAUAACAUCAUAUGCAGUUGUCGAAGUUAAUUUUAGAAAGAUUGUUAAUAAACAUAAACAACCAUGUGAAUAUUGUGGUAGGUUAUAUCUACCAAAUAAUUUAGAUAUACAUAAAAAAUAUUUUUGUGGUCCUACAGCUGUGAGAACAGAAAAAUUGAAAAAGAGAAAAAAAAAAAAUAAGGACACGGCACUUGUUGCUAUGAAAAAGUUUGAUGAGACAUUUGUUCCAACACCUAGGAAUGUGCUAUUAGAAAUUAUGGCUAAUAGUAAAAAAGAAUUAGAACAUAAUGAUGAUAUUAAAAAAGAUAAUGAAAUAUUUGACAAAACUAUAAAUGAUAAUAAUAGUAAUAAUAAUCAAAAUGGGAAUUAUCAAAAUAAAGGAAAAAAUAAUAUAUCUAAAAAAAAAAAAAAAAUAAAUAAUCAAAUAAAAACAAAAAAUACACAAAAAGAUGGUAAUAUAGAUGUUAUAGUAUUAUCAUCAGAUAGUAGUAAAGAAAAAAGUUCUUCUUCUUCUUCUUCAAAAAAUUCUAUAUAUUCUCCAUUGUCAAGAAAAACAUCGAGUAGAAUAAUAGACUUAAGUAAUUUAGGAUUUGAUAAAGAAACAAUGGAAGAUGUUAUUGAGCGUUUAAGUGAAGGAAAAAAAAAAAAAAAGAAAAAUAUAAAAAAUCAUCGAGAUGUUAAAUGGAAUGUAGUUAUUAAAAAUAUGUUAGAGAAUUUUUUGUAUAAUAUAGAUAUGAAUGACAAAUGUAAACAUGUCUUGAUUAAAAUAUAUUUAACGACUACAAUAAUAGAAAACACAGAAUUAGAAAAAUUAAAUGUGGGUGAACUAAAGGUUCUUCUAAUAACAAUGGGUAAGCAUAUAUUUGGAACCAAAAUUGAGUUAAUAAAUAGAAUAUUAGUAUCAGCAAAAUAUAUACGCAAAGAAUUAUAUGACAAUAAUACAGACCAAGAGAGAAAAGACAAAUCGUGUAUUGAUAAUAUGGAUGGAGAUACUGAUAUUGAUGUGACUAAUAAAAAGGCAAAUCAUAAAAUUUGUAAAGAAAGGAAAAUUAAAAAAGAGGAUGAAAAAAGUAGCAUUGAGAAAAAGCGAAAAACGGUGAAUAUAAAAAGGGAAGUGACAAUAAAUAAGAAGAGGCGAAAUACGACAGAUGGAGGGUGUACAUUGAAAGGUAAAGGAAGAAAGAGUGAAAAUAAUACAAAUGAUGUUAUUGGUGAUAAUAAUAAUAAUAAUAAUAAUUCUUGUUGUAGCAAUGAAGAGAGUUAUACAAAUAAUAGUAGCGAUGAAUCUUAUCGAGUUGAUUUAUGCUCUAAGAAAAAAGAACCCAAAAAUAAAAAAAAGAUAGAAAAGAAUGGGAGAAGCCAAAGGAGGAGUUCACGUAAGAGUUCAUGUAAGAGUUCUUUAGAAAGUGAAAUGAAGGAAGAAUCUAGUAAUUCAUUUUGUAGAGAUGAUUAUGACAAUUCGUCAAAUUCUUUUGAUUCAUAUGAUUCCAUCAUUGUUAGAAAGUCCAAGAUGAGUAAAGAAAAGAAAAAAAGAGAGAAUAUGAAAAUUUUUGAUGAAAGUGCGUUACAUCAGAUAUAUUGGAAUAGGAUUAUUUUAGAUGAAGCACAUCGAAUUAAAAAUAGGAAUACAUCUACUACACAAUCAAUUUUGAAUUUAAAAUGUUGUGGUUAUAGAUGGUGUUUAACUGGAACACCUUUACAGAAUAGAAUUUCUGAAUUGUAUAGUUUAAUACGAUUUAUAGAAUUUUAUCCAUAUGCUUAUUAUUUUUGUUCAAAAAGAGAUUGUAGAUGUUUAUUAUUAAAUUAUGAGAUGAGAGAUAACAAAUAUUGUUAUUUCUGUAAUCAUUCAAGGAUAAAUCAUUUUAAUUAUUUUAAUAAAAGGAUAUUAAAACCUAUACAGUCGUUUGGAUAUAAAGGAGAGGGUUUAAGUGGUAUGUGUUAUUUAAAGAAUGAAGUAUUAGAUAAAAUAUUAUUACGUAGAACUAAAGGUGAAAGGAAGAGUGAUAUUAAACUGAAACCUUUAAUUAUAAAGAUAAGAAAAGAUAGAUUAACAGAUGAAGAAAAAGAUUUUUAUGAAUCUUUAUAUAAACAAACCUCAACACAAUUUAAUACAUAUGUUAAUUCAAAUACGGUUUUACAUAAUUAUGCUCAUAUUUUCGAUUUAUUAAGUAGAUUAAGACAAGCAGCUGAUCACCCAUAUUUAAUUAUAUUUGGUAAUACAUUUUUAAGUGACCCAUCUGGUAAAUUUAUAAAAAAAAAUACAACAAUAAUUCCAGCAAUUUCAAAUGAUUAUGUGUGUGGUAUAUGUUUAGAAAAUGUUGACAAACGAAAUAAUAUAAGUACUAGAUGUAAUCAUAAUUUUCAUAAAAGUUGUUUAAAACAAUAUAUAGAAAGUUUCGAGAUGGAUUCUGGUUUUCAUGAAGAAGAGGAAAGGAGUGAUUCUGAAUUUAAAAAUGGUAAUAUUAUAAAGUAUAACACAUAUAAUAUUGAUACAAAUGAGGGUAUGAAUAUGGUUAGACAUACAAAUAGUUGUAAGUACGAUAUAGUAAUGAAUGACAAUAUGAAUGACAAUAUGAAUGAAAAUAUGAAUGACAAUAUGAAAGACAAUAUGAACAAUAAUAUGAAUGACAAUAAAGAUAUAUUGAAGAAUAAAAGAAAAAACUUGGAAAAGAGAUCUAAAUCCAUAUCUGUUGUAAAAUUUAAAAAUAAAGAUGGUUAUAUAAAUUUAUUAAGUAAUGAUGAGAAUAUAAAAAACUAUCCAUUAGGAUGUCCUGUAUGUUUUAUUCCUUUAACAGUUGAUUUUAAUCUUUUAGUAGAUAAAGAAGAAAAUGAAGAAGAUGAAAUUAUUAUUUGUAAAGAAGAAACUACUUAUAUAAAUAAAAGUUUUAUUAAUAGAAUCAAUACUCAAGAAUAUAAAUCAAGUACUAAAAUUGAAGCAGUAUAUGAAGAAGUAAAAAAUGUAAUAGAUAAUACUGAUGAUAAAUGUUUAAUUUUUUCACAAUAUUGUUCUAUGUUAGAUUUAAUAGAAUAUCAUUUAAAAAAAAAUAAUAUUGUUUGUUCAAAAUUAUUAGGAUAUAUGUCUAUGAUAUCAAGAAAUAAUAUAUUAUAUAAUUUUAAUCAAGAUAAACAAUUAAGAGUAUUAUUAAUAAGUUUAAAAGCAGGAGGUGAAGGUUUAAAUCUGCAAGUAGCAAAUCGAAUUUUUAUUGUAGAUCCAUGGUGGAAUCCAGCAGCUGAACUACAAGCCAUUCAAAGAGCUCAUCGAAUUGGUCAAAACAAAACAGUAUAUGCUAUACGUUUUAUUAUAGAAAAUACUGUAGAAGAAAAAAUUAUUCAACUGCAAAAUAAAAAACAGUUAGUCUUUGACAGCACUAUUGGUGAUUCUGGAAAUGCUAUGCAAAAAUUAUCAAAGGAGGAUUUGGCUUUUCUAUUCCACUCAUAA